Molecule: messenger RNA, 363 nt
Organism: Merops nubicus (carmine bee-eater)
Lineage: Eukaryota; Metazoa; Chordata; Aves; Coraciiformes; Meropidae
Gene: PEF1
Product: penta-EF-hand domain containing 1
Exons: 2
Biological process (GO): COPII vesicle coat assembly
Molecular function (GO): calcium ion binding
Source: RefSeq, a predicted model, not a curated record
ACAUGUUUGACAAGACCAGGUCGGGGCGCAUCGACGUCUACGGCUUCUCGGCCCUGCUGCGCUUCAUCCAGCAGUGGAAGAACCUUUUCCAGCAGUAUGACAGGGACCAGUUGGGCUGCAUCAGCUUCAACGAGCUCCAGCAAGCUUUCUCCCAGAUGGGCUACAACCUGAGCCCCCAGUUCAGCCAGCUGCUGCUGGCCCGUUAUGCCCCACGCAGCCCCAACCCCAGCAUCCAGCUGGACGUUUUCAUCCAGAUCUGCAUGCAGCUGCAGAGCAGCACCGACGCCUUCCGCGAGCGGGACGCGGCGCGGGCGGGCACGGCCCGGCUCAGCUACGAGGACUUCCUCACCAUGGUGGUGAACC